Panonychus citri (citrus red mite) is the source of this 1526-nucleotide messenger RNA. RefSeq names its product tyrosine-protein kinase ZAP-70-like. Gene Ontology annotation, cellular component: signaling receptor complex; basal plasma membrane. Gene Ontology annotation, molecular function: transmembrane receptor protein tyrosine kinase activity; ATP binding. Lineage: Eukaryota; Metazoa; Arthropoda; Arachnida; Trombidiformes; Tetranychidae. The record is from RefSeq and is a predicted model, not a curated record. Gene Ontology annotation, biological process: positive regulation of kinase activity; protein phosphorylation; positive regulation of cell population proliferation. The coding region runs from base 148 to 789 and encodes 213 amino acids. The transcript has 4 exons.
AUGAAUCUAUUGAACUUUUGGAUUUCCUGGAUUUGUAUCUCUAUCGACAUGGAUCAUGAAUCCGCCGAUUAUCAUGAUAAUAACAAACGAUCUGUUUAUCACUUGAUUACUAUGAUUUAGAGUGAAAUCUUAAGAGAAGCCCAAACCAUGUCAGCCUUAGAUCAUAAACACAUCGUCAGAUUAAUUGGUGUCUGCGAGGUUGAUCCAAUCAUGAUUGUUAUGGAAUUAGCACCAUUGGGACCAUUGAAUCAAUAUUUACUUGACCAUGGGUUUGUGGUCACUAUUAAGGACAUAAUUGCCCUUCUCUUGCAAGUUGCAAUGGCGAUGCAAUACCUUGAAAGUAAACAAUUUAUCCACCGUGACCUUGCGGCAAGAAAUGUACUAUUGGUGAACGAAAAGUUUGCCAAAGUUAGUGACUUUGGCAUGUCAAGAGCACUUGGAAUUGGUAAAGAGUAUUAUAAGGCUAAAAGUGCGUCCAAAUGGCCAUUAAAAUGGUACGCACCCGAAUGUAUCUAUUAUUUCAAGUUUAGUACAAAAUCUGAUGUUUGGUCUUAUGGUGUUACCAUGUGGGAAUCUUUAUCCUAUGGACAGAAACCAUAUGAGGGUAUGGAUGGUCAAGAUAUAUUAAGAUUAUUCCGUGAAAAUCGUCGACUUCCUAAACCAGAAAACUGUCCACAAGAAAUAUAUCAACUCAUGUGGAAAUGCUGGCAAUUCAGGCCUGAAGAUCGUCCAACUUUUUCUGAGAUAUGUCAAACCAUGACAACGUAUUUUCUUUGCUCAAAUAUUUGAUAAAAAUGUUCUAAAGAGAGAAAAAAGUUUCCAGGAAAAUGUAAAGAGGUGAAAGGUCGUGAAAAAAUGGAAACUGAGGCAAUAAAGUGAAAAUUCUGAGCGAGAGGAAUUGUAUCACAUUAGAUUAGCAACAAUCAAGCUACCAAGAGGAAGGAAAAUGAAACGAUUCACUGAAUGAGAUAUUAAAUGGAGAGAGGAAAACGUCAAUUUCAAUUCUGCUAAUUUGCUAAAUUAUCAUCAUCUCCAUUCAGUUCUAUCACCAUCUUCACCAUCAUCAUGCAAAUGGAUCGAGAAACAUUCAAUUCUGAAUACAAUGUAUCUAAGUGAUCAUCAUCAUGGAAGAUACAGAAAAAAAAACUCCAACUGGAAACAAUGGAAACGGAUGUUAACUUUUCAUAAUUAAUGUAAAUGCUCAUCAAAAGAUUCAUAUAAAUGCUACUUGAGCAUGAACAGUUAUCCUCAUCAUCACCAUGAGACAAUUUUAAUCAGGGGCUGAGUAGGAUGCUGGAAAUAAUUUAUAUUCAAUCGGAUUAAUAACAACACUUUUUGACUAAAUUUUACUACUUAUUUUUUUCCUCAAGUUGAUUUAUCGUUUUGUAUCAGAUGAAAAUACGAUUUGGUUAAUCAACUAAUUCAUCGUUAAUCUAGAAAGGUUAAUCUUAUGUAAUAUAAUCUGAAAAAUCUUGUAAUUAUCCGAUGUAAAUUGUUAUGUAUUAAAUUUGAAUUUAAAAAGUAAA